Paramuricea clavata is the source of this 929-nucleotide messenger RNA. NCBI's taxonomy places the organism in Eukaryota, Metazoa, Cnidaria, Anthozoa, Malacalcyonacea, Plexauridae. The record is from the annotation of a GenBank genome assembly.
GAAUGGAUCCAGCAAGAUCUGGUAGGGGGGAGGUUGCUCUGCCAGCUCUGGUGCCGAGUUGUGUCGGUCAUGUGUGCCGCCCGCCCAUCAACUUGCUCCACUACCGUGUAUAUUUGUAACCAAUAUUUGUAAUUGUUGUUCACAGUUCGCUUAUCAUCAUAUUAUUACUCAAAUUACUGUAACUCAUUUUAUCUCUAAUAAUUUUUUGCUUUAUCAAGUCAUGAAAAAUAGCACCCUCCUGCACCACGUCUGGCCAGGGCUAGGGGGGGGGGGGGUUGUUUUCAGUGUUGGCAGAGGAGGCAGCUGAUAUAUCCAUCAAAGAGCAGCUUUCCUUAGUCCUACGAUUUGUCGAUUCAAGUCAGCAGAUUCGAGAGGAGUUUGUUGGUUUCUACCAUUGUGAAGAUGGAACCAGUGGAGUGGCAUUGAAAGAGAUGGCUGACCUUGGUUUACCAAUGGCUAACUGCAGAGGUCAAUCAUAUGAUGGUGCUGGCAAUAUGGCGGGAAAGUAAAAUGGUGUUUCGUCACUUAUCCAAGGUCAGUUUAGCAAAGCUUUAUAUGUUCAUUGCAUGAACCACCGCCUCAAUCUCUGUGUUGCCGAUACUUGCUCUGAAUAUUUAGUUUAAGACAUGAUGUCUGUUGUUAGGAGUCUUUCCUCUUUCUUCUCUGGCUCUCCUAAACGGCAACAGCAUUUAAAAGAGAAGGUUAAGUCUUUAUUGCCUGCUUCCAAGCAUGAAGUUUUAAUUAAUGUUUGUGAGACCAGGUGGAUUGCUCGCCUUGAUGGCUUGGAUAGAAUUGUUGAGCUCCUUCUCCCAGUUGUAUGUACGGUAGAAGAUAUUGCACACAAUAGGAAAGGGGGGACGAAGAAUCUAAUUCUGGUGAUUGGAAUCAAAAUAGCAAAGCAACUGCUAAAAAGAUGCUGCUCUCUAUAA